UUCUACAGUCUCUCCAACCCUAUAUUUCAAUCCAACCAUACUUAUCAUUACUGCACCUAAAUGGCCUCCACGGGCGGUACCGGCGUUCCUCCAGGCUUUCGGUUCCAUCCUACCGAUGAAGAGCUACUUCACUACUACUUGAAGAAGAAGGUCUCGUUUCAAAAGUUUGACAUGGACGUCGUACGUGAGGUCGACUUGAACAAGAUCGAACCCUGGGACUUGCAAGAGAAAUGUAGGAUAGGGUCGACGCCACAAAACGAGUGGUAUUUUUUCAGCCAUAAGGAUAGGAAGUACCCAACAGGAUCGAGAACGAAUAGAGCGACGAAUGCCGGGUUUUGGAAGGCAACUGGACGAGACAAGUGCAUUAGAAAUUCUUAUAAGAAGAUUGGAAUGCGCAAAACCCUAGUGUUCUAUCGUGGGCGAGCUCCUCAUGGCCAGAAAACUGAUUGGAUCAUGCACGAAUAUCGUCUCGAAGAUGCUGAUGAUCCUCACUCCAAUAACAACUCUGAGGAUGGGUGGGUGGUUUGUAGGGUUUUCAAGAAGAAGAAUCUUUUCAAAGUAACAAGGGAAGGGGAAGGAGGGUCAAGCGCCAACUCCGCCGACCACCACCUAAACAACGCACACUCAUCAGCCUCCAUCGCUACAUCACGCACCUUCAUGCACAACCAACUACGCCAACCACAACAAAACUACGCCACACACCCCACAUUCGAGCUCAACAAAUCCGACCUAGCCCUACACUACAUGCCAACCACAGCCCCAUCUUCCCAUUUUUCCCAUCCCCUCUUUCACCCCAACAUUUCCACCCUCAACCACAAGCCCCUCGGCAGCACAGCCGCUGCUUACGACUACCCGUCGCUAUCCUCGCUGCCACCCGACACGCCGCUGAUGGUCAAGCAAUUGAUGUCAAACCCAGAGACGGACCAACCGGGUGAUGGGAUGACUGAGCCAUGGGCCAUGUUGGAUCGGCUCGUUACAUCUCAUUUAGGGAAUGAGGAUUCGUCUAAGGAUGUGAGGUUCGAGGAUGAAAAUGGGUCAUCGUCGGUGAGUCAAAUCAAUCAACUUUCGCUUCGAGGGGAGAUGGACUUUUGGGGGUACGCUAAGUAAGUGAAAAAUGUUGUUGACUUAUGUAUGGGUAUGUAUAUGUGAUGAUAUGAAUUGGAACCAAAUAGAAGAAGACAUGCAUGUAGGUGGGAUGGAUUUGUUUGUUGCGUUUGAUUUUAGGUUUGAUUGAUUGUGCAAAAAUUGUUGGUUCAACAUUUUCAAUAAUAUUAUUUGCGUCUCUGGCUGUAAUUGUAACAUCGAAAUGCAUAGCGAGAGAUUAUGAGAGCAUU
Messenger RNA from Cucurbita maxima (winter squash), 1334 nucleotides. RefSeq names its product protein BEARSKIN2-like. The coding region runs from base 61 to 1107 and encodes 348 amino acids. The transcript has 3 exons. Gene Ontology annotation, biological process: regulation of DNA-templated transcription. The record is from RefSeq and is a predicted model, not a curated record. Gene Ontology annotation, molecular function: DNA binding. NCBI's taxonomy places the organism in Eukaryota, Viridiplantae, Streptophyta, Magnoliopsida, Cucurbitales, Cucurbitaceae.